CCCUUUGUCCCAAGAAUCAGACAGUCUGAUACUCUGAGGCACUUUCCCUGCCAUUUCCCAAGCCGAAACUGUUUUUCAAAUCCUUUGAAAGCUAACAUCUUAGCCAUUGUUCUCUCUCUCUCUUGGCCAUGGAAAUCACUGUGAGAAAAUUGGCCAGCUUGGGCUCCUCCACUUCACUUUCUUACCUCAUGUCCAAGAAGCACAAGGCGUAUAUACAAGGACCUCGUGCUUUAUCUCCGUUGGUUGAUCGUAUCCGUCGUGAUUUUUCCGUGGGGGCUGGCCAAACUGGGUCUAGUGCUUCCUCUGAUACGUCUGAGGAUGGUGCUGGACUAAGCCCCAAAGAAUUUCAGAGAUGGAAUAAUGGAGGUGGGAUUUUCCACAAGUCAGCUUCCAUUGAUCCAACAGCGCUCAUAGAGACUGGUGCUGUAGUUCAUCCGAAAUCUGUUGUCAGUGCAUAUGUUCAUAUUGGAUCGGGAACUGUUGUUGGACCUUCUGUGGUAAUCGGCCAAUUGACAAAAAUAGGGUAUAAUGUUGCACUCAGUAAUUGCGCUAUUGGUGAUUCAUGUGUAAUCCACAAUGGGGUUUGCAUUGGUCAAGAUGGGUUUGGGUUUUUCGUGGAUGAGAAAGGGAACAUGUUAAAGAAGCCUCAAUUGCUGAAUGCUAUGAUAGGGAACCAUGUGGAGAUUGGUGCAAAUACAUGCAUUGACAGGGGGAGCUGGAGAGAUACAAUUAUAGGGGAUCAUUCAAAGAUAGAUAAUUUAGUUCAGAUUGGUCAUAAUGUAGUUAUUGGGAGAAGUUGCAUGCUUUGUGGACAAGUUGGGAUUGCAGGUUCAGUGACGAUAGGAGACUAUGUGACUUUGGGGGGAAGGGUAGCAGUUCGGGAUCAUGUUUCCAUUGUAUCAAAGGUCCGGCUUGCUGCUACUAGCUGUGUCACCAAGGAUAUCAAAGAACCUGGGGAUUAUGGUGGCUUUCCUGCUGUUCCAAUUCAUGAGUGGCGAAGACAAGUUGCUACCCAAUUUCGGACUUCAAAGAAAAAGGUUUCUUAAGAGUCGGGAGAUGUAUUAGGAUAUAUUCUAGAUUUGGCUUACGUGCGGUAAAAAACUGUAGCAUAUAACAGUCUAGAUUUCUGGUGUAGUAGAUUUGUGGCGAUGUUUCUUCUGCAGUAUCUAAUUUGCUGGGGGGUUUCUACCA
Messenger RNA from Corylus avellana, 1191 nucleotides. RefSeq names its product putative UDP-3-O-acylglucosamine N-acyltransferase 2, mitochondrial. The record is from RefSeq and is a predicted model, not a curated record. Gene Ontology annotation, biological process: lipid A biosynthetic process. NCBI's taxonomy places the organism in Eukaryota, Viridiplantae, Streptophyta, Magnoliopsida, Fagales, Betulaceae.